Molecule: messenger RNA, 1372 nt
Organism: Wasmannia auropunctata (little fire ant)
Lineage: Eukaryota; Metazoa; Arthropoda; Insecta; Hymenoptera; Formicidae
Product: putative fatty acyl-CoA reductase CG5065
Exons: 7
Coding region: 431-1357 (308 amino acids)
Biological process (GO): long-chain fatty-acyl-CoA metabolic process
Cellular component (GO): peroxisome
Molecular function (GO): alcohol-forming very long-chain fatty acyl-CoA reductase (NADP+) activity
Source: RefSeq, a predicted model, not a curated record
AGCGCAUGAGCAGAUACGUGCGCUUCCGGUUAUCGUACAAAGCCUUUUGGUUAUUGUACAAAGAUGAUCGUGUGCCAGCCGCUAAUUGAGAGCCGUGCGAUAGACUCACCUCCGAUAAUUAAGCACACGGGCUAAAUAUAUUUUCAUGCCCAGUUACAAGAGGAUUUGCCUCGAAUAAUUUCUAUUAUUUACUCUUAUCACUGUGUUUGCGAUAAUUAUAUUUGUUCAUGUUUAUUGAAUAAAAAAUGUUGGAUUAAAACAAGAAAUAUACAGUGUUAAUCAGUGCUCGUGUUCACAUGCUCCUGCUAUCACCUCGCCUACUAAGUUCCAACACAAAUCAAAUGAACUUGUAAGGUCAAGUUGAAAAAUCGAUAAGUAAUACUCAUUUUUUACUCUCUCUGUUAAUAACUCUGUAAAAAGUGAAGACAACAUGGAAACUGAAGAACACAGAACACCUAUACAAAGCUUUUACGCUGGACAGUCGAUUUUCAUUACAGGAGGUACCGGCUUUCUUGGCAACACGUUGACAGAAAAACUGUUACGAAGUUGCCCCGAUAUUUCUAUGAUAUAUCUGCUGAUACGGUCGAAAAAAAAUACGUGCCCCAAAAGCCGACUGAACGAAAUGUUUGAAAAACCCCUUUAUGAUCGAUUGAAAAAAGAAGUACCCAAUUUUCGCAAAAAAGUCGUGCCAAUUGUAGGUGAUUUAAAUAUCAAAGACUUUGGAUUGUUAGAAAGUGACAAGAACAUGUUGAUAAACGAGGUGUCUAUAAUUUUUCACGUAGCAGCGAAUUUACGUUUUCAUGAGAAAAUAAAAAUUGCUACAAUGAUAAACGUUAAUGCUACCGCUACUAUCUUAAAACUCGCAAAGCAAAUGUCAAAUUUAAAGGCAUUUGUUCAUGUAUCAACAGCAUAUGCGAAUUGUCAUGUAAAUCACAUCGAAGAACGAUUCUAUUCGUAUCCCAUUAAUCACCAAGAUCUCAUCAUGUUUACACAAAACUUACCCGAAAACAUAAUUAAAAAGAAAAUAUCUAGAGUCAUAUCACAAUGGCCGAAUACAUAUACAUUUACGAAAGCGAUUGCGGAAGGGUUUCUCAAAAACGAAAGCGAAGAUUUACCAGUUGGAAUAUUUCGACCUGGAAUAGUCAUAUGUAGUGCUAAUGAACCACUCGCCGGAUGGAUCGAUAAUUAUUAUGGGCCGAUAGGUUUUACAGUGUAUUUACUUCGUGGUUAUACAAGAAUUUUCGGUUGUAAUGGCGAUCUCAACGCUAAUCUAGUGCCCGUCGAUUUGACCGUAAACGCUUUAAUCGCUAGUGCAUGGGAUGUCUUUAACCAACGUUGCAGGUAUGAUCUAUUAUAACAUCAUUGCAACUAG